Messenger RNA from Paramormyrops kingsleyae, 2232 nucleotides. RefSeq names its product immunoglobulin superfamily DCC subclass member 3-like. Gene Ontology annotation, biological process: cell-cell adhesion. NCBI's taxonomy places the organism in Eukaryota, Metazoa, Chordata, Actinopteri, Osteoglossiformes, Mormyridae. The record is from RefSeq and is a predicted model, not a curated record. Gene Ontology annotation, molecular function: protein binding.
CUCCAUAGACCCAGUUGUUUAUAGACCUGAUACUGGAUUUGUUUCUCCAUCAUGAACACCUUUUGCAUGCUGCUGGUAUUUUCACUGCUGGUCUUCGAUUCAAGCGUGGCUGAGACCUCAGAGCUGGCUUUCCUCACGGAGCCCAGUGACGUCAUCGCAGUGCGGGACCGGCCCCUGAUGCUGCACUGCCAGGUGGAGGGUGAAGGGCCAACCUCUGUGACAUGGCGGCGUAACGGGGUACCCGUGCCGACGGGGGAGAGGGCCAUUGUGCUGGCCAAUGGGACGCUUCUGAUUAAGAACUUCCAGAAGCGGCGGGAGAGCGACGACACCGACGCCGGCGAAUACGACUGCGCGGCACAGAACCGCUACGGGAUGCUGGUCAGCCGCAAAGCUCGGGUUCAGCUGGCAUCUCUUCCCAAGUUCCACCUGCACCCAGAGUCAAUGACGGUGGAGCAGGGCGGAGUGGCGCGGUUCCACUGCCAGGUGAACGGGAUCCCGGAGGCCAAUAUCACCUGGGAGAGGAACAGGACCGCCAUCAGCACUGGGAAUAGCAGGUACACCCUGCUCCCCAUCGGCAUCCUGCAGAUCUCGGGUGUGAGGCGUGAGGACAGCGGGGUGUACCGCUGCAUGGCCUCCAACAUCGCCAACACCCGCUACAGCCUGGAGGCCCAGCUCCAAGUCACCGUCGCUGCUCCUCGGCUGUACAAGGAACCGGUGAUCCUGUCGGGCCCCCAGAACCUGACCUUGACGGUGCACCAGACAGCCAUCCUGGAGUGCAUCGCCACGGGGAACCCGCGGCCCAUAGUGUCCUGGAGUCGACUCGACGGCCGGUCCAUUGGAGUGGAGGGCAUCCAGGUGCUGGGAACAGGCAACCUGAUGAUCUCCGACGUGUCGCUGCAGCACUCGGGGGUCUACGUGUGCUCCGCCAACCGGCCGGGCACGAGGAUGAGGCGUACCGCCUUGGGCAGGCUGGUCGUGCAAGCUCCACCUGAGUUUCUGCAAUGGCCGCAGUCUGUUUCCAAGCCAGCAGGAGGCAGUGCAGUGUUCACUUGUCUGGCUCAGGGGGUCCCGGACCCUCACCUGAUCUGGCUGAAGAACGGCAAGAUCCUCACCCCAAAAGAUAAUGUCAAAGUCACCAAUAAUAAUAGCACUCUGGCCGUGACGCGCAUCACCUCGGAGGAUGAGGCCAUCUACCAGUGCAUCGCCGAGAACGGCGCCGGCACCAACCAGGCCAGCGCCCGCCUGGCGGUGUCCCCGGCCACCGAGCUACCCGAGGCCCCCCGGGCCCUGGUGGCCACCGCCCUCUCCACCACGGCACUGCAGCUCAGCUGGGCGCAGCCGGCGGUGGAGGUCACAGACGGCAUCAUUGGAUAUGUGCUGCACAUCCGCAAGCUCGGCGAGCCGGACACCAGCGAGCUGCAGGAAGCGGUCAGUAAGACCACGUUUCAGCAUGACAUCAGCAACCUGGAGCCGGCCAUCACCUACUCUAUUUACCUGAAGGCCUACUCUCCUCUGGGAGCCAGCCAGCAGUCCCAGACGGUCAUCGCCACCACGCUGGGUGGAGUGCCCCCCGCCCCCAGCUUCUUCACCAAGGUGCUGAAUGGUACGGCCAUGCAGGUGUUCUGGGAGCCGCCCGGAAAGCCAGGCAGAGUGCAGGGCUUCAGACUGUCCCUCCGCAGGGUCCCGGAGCCGGACUUCCAGGAGCCCAUCGUGUUGCCGGCCCACGUCACCACGCACGUCAUCGGGCAGCUAGAGCCUACAGCCAUAUACGAAAUGAAACUAGUGGCAUACAACGGAAACGGGGACAGCAGUGACACCACGCAGCUGGUGUCCAUGGCCGGGGACAGCAGUAGUGGCAAGUCCAGCAUGGGUGGUGAGAAGGUGUGUAACUGCAGGCAGGAUGGGGAGGGGUCCAUGGCGGGCAUCGUGGUGGGCAUCCACAUUGCCCUGGCCUGCAUCAUCUUCUGUGUGCUUUUCCUCAUGUUUGGAUACCGACGCAGUCUGUUCUGUAGGAAGGGAACCCAGGACAGCUGGUCUGUGCCUCAGGCAGGCGAAGGAGGCCAUCAGGGAGAGAGAGGUGGAGAUCCGAAGGAGGUGGUCACCCGGACUCCGGAAGCCAUUGAGUUAGUGCCUCAGGGUGGAGAUAGGCAGUGCCAUCCAGCCCAAUGCCAGGUUCUCAUCGAGCAGCACCCAUCAAGCCAGACUGGCACGGGCACCGGCUAACACCCCGCA